AUGACAGCGGGAACAGUUGUGAUCACUGGCGGAAUCCUAGCUACGGUGAUCCUCCUCUGCAUCAUCGCAGUCCUGUGCUACUGUAGGCUCCAGUAUUACUGCUGCAAGAAGAGCGAAGCUGAGGAUGCAGACGAGGAGGAGGAGCACGACCUCACCACGCACCCCAGAGGCCCCAGCUGCAAUGCCUGCAGCUCCCAAGCCCUGGACAGCAGAGGCAGACUGGCGCCUCUCAGCGGCGAGCCCCGUAGCCAGCCGUGCGGGGUGGCAGCAAGCCACUGUACCACCUGCUCCUCAUACAGCUCCCCCUUCUACAUACGGACGGCUGACAUGGUGCCCAAUGGGGGUGGGGGCGAGAGGCUCUCCUUUGCUCCUACAUACUACAAAGAGGGGGGACCCCCACCCCUCAAAUUGGCAGUGCCCCAGAGUUACCCGGUGACCUGGCCAGGCUCUGGGCGUGAGGCCUUCACCAAUCCAAGGGCUAUUAGUACAGACGUGUAA
Messenger RNA from Cynocephalus volans (Philippine flying lemur), 498 nucleotides. Its product is annotated as protein FAM163A. Lineage: Eukaryota; Metazoa; Chordata; Mammalia; Dermoptera; Cynocephalidae. The record is from RefSeq and is a predicted model, not a curated record. The transcript has 2 exons. The coding region runs from base 1 to 498 and encodes 165 amino acids.